This is a messenger RNA of Sycon ciliatum, 3058 nucleotides long. RefSeq lists its product as uncharacterized. Lineage: Eukaryota; Metazoa; Porifera; Calcarea; Leucosolenida; Sycettidae. Gene Ontology annotation, biological process: superoxide metabolic process. The transcript has 6 exons. The record is from RefSeq and is a predicted model, not a curated record. The coding region runs from base 284 to 2527 and encodes 747 amino acids. Gene Ontology annotation, molecular function: metal ion binding.
AUACAUACAGACCCCCGAUUUGGCCAUCACCGCAAAGACUAAGUAACGACCUACUUUUCUUUGGUUUCGAAAUUUGCUGUGCAUUUGGAGACCCAUUGCCCGAUCGUCAGCAGUUCAGCAGUGUUUUCGUUUGGAAUGCGCUGGAACGUGUGCGACGAGCAGGCAAGGACAAUACAGGGACGUUGUACGAAGGCUUCAUCAGUAGUUUGCUCCGCCGUUUGAGAAGACACCCAACUAAAACUUCCUUUCGUGAACUGCGCGACCCAUUCACGCUGGAUCCACAAUGGACGCAUCGGUGUCCGCCCUCCUGAUCAGUGUGCUGUUGACCAUAACGACUAUGCCAUGUUCUGCUGCCGAUGUUCAAGCAUACUUCACCAACGGUGGAGUUAGCGGUAGAAUCAUUUUCAGCGGUUCAUUCUCCUCUAGCGGUGGAGUCACCAUCAACACCACGCAGCUGAAUGGAUACCAGCAGAGCGGUGGUUCGGGCAUCCUCUGGCACGUCCACCAGUUCGCCUUUCCCACUGGCGCGCCAGAUCUGUGCGGUGCUGCGGCCACCGGCGGGCCUUGGGACCCGGGCAGCAGAAUGGCCAAUCCGAACUACGCCAGCCAGUGCGUGAAGAGUGCGUGGAGCGUUUGUUCUCUGGGCGAUCUGAGCGGGAAAAUCGGCCCGCUGUCGUCGGGUCAGUUUGCGGACGGGUCCACGCUGGGACUGCUUGACUUGCUGGGCAGAGCCGUGGUGCUGCACCGUUCCGACGGCACGCGCUUUGCCUGCGCUAACAUCCAGUACACCGAGUCACGGCAGGCACCGGUCACCUGCUCGUCGGCGUCCGAACCACAGGUGUACUGGGCCCAGUUUGUGUGGCCGAUAGCCGGUACUAUGCUGGUGCGCAGUUACAGCACACAGGCUGGGGGUGGCGGAGCACAGACGCCUGUAGCCACCACCGUCGAUGCACAACUGUACGACGUCACCGGCAUGCCAAGUCAGUUCCAGGGCAAUCUAUCCUGGACUGGUCACGAAGGCGAGGUCGGAGUGACCGACACGACAAACGAGGCGGUCGCGCGCUGCUUCAGAGCGGGCAAUAUGCUCGCGGGCGGCAACUUCUCCGGCCGCUUCCGGCUGCCCGUGACCGUGGGUGCAACGCCUCAGCAGAGCCGCCAGGUUCUGUCCUACAGCGACGCCACGGCUGUGCAAUUCAGCUCGGUGCGCUCAAUCGUGCUGUGGGUCGGCCCCCUGCCCGUUGCGUGCGCUGCCGUCAAGCCAGUAUCCAGGCUGUCGGCCAUCGCCGCCCUGCCGAUGGGCAACAGCGUGGUGUACGCACAGAGUAGCCCACUGGAUCAGCCCGCGCGUGCUCUCCAGGUGGCCGGCACCAGUACACCGGGUUACGUCGCUGUUCGCAAUGCACCGGUGAAUCCCUACACGUCCACGACUCAAUCCGCUUCCAACUCAGCAUGCUCGUCCACAGGCAACCUGUACAACCCAUCAGGUGCGACUGCUCCACAGAACACGGCUGUAGGCAAUGGACUUGUUUCAACUGUGUCAUGUGACAGUUCGCGGACACUGUUUGGAAACAACAGCAUCCUGGGACGGUCUGUCACUAUUGAAACGAAUGCUUCACCGUCCUCUGCUCAGCAGUGCGGCACGUUGUUCCUGGCCAGCCAACCGAGCGGCGCUCGUAUGUUGCAGGCUCGCGUGUCUUUCCCAUCGUAUGCUCCUGUCACCGGCGACAUCUACCUGACCCAGUGGGCAUACAGUGGCCAAACCAAUCUAACAGCCACUGACUACAGACUAAAUGGCUACUCGGACACACAACUGCUGAUCAAUGUAAAACGCGCAUCCUCGACAAGCAAUCACAACUUUCACGUGCACGUGAACCGAAUUCCGCCGUACCCUUACAACAAAUCUCCGUGUCAAGAAUUGUACGCGGGCGGUCACUAUAAUCCUCUGGAGGUAAACAUCAGCACAGUGUCUGGCUACUUAUCCGCAUGCAGCCCCGGGGCAGAGCUGCGCUGUGAGGUCGGCGACCUAUCCGGCAAAACGGGCCAGCUGAACGUCGAUGGGUCACCACGGUUCUCGACCGUCGCCUUCCUGCCGCUCGAAGGCCCUUACUCAAUUAUGGGCAGAUCCAUUGUCAUCCAUGAUCCAAACAGUGGAGCUGGUCGCCUUGCGUGUGGCAACAUUGUCGAUGCAAGGUCCACAGACGCUUACGUGACGUUCGUGACUCCGGUCGACCCAAUUGACCACCCACGAUUUCUGCAGCUCGCCCAGGCUGCGCUGAACGUGAACCAGUCGGUGCUGCAGUACGUGCACUCCUACAGCGACACGGCUACCCAGUGCACGCUGCUCAGCGUCAACGUCCUUGCCAACGACGCCGCCGCCUCGAAGAGUCUGGCCAGUCGCCUUCGCCAGGUCGACCUGGGCGCGUACACACAUCAGCCGAAGUGCGACGCGUUUUCGGACGAUGCCAGCGGACUCGUUCACUCGCUUGCAAUUGUGCUGCUUUGCCUGUGUGCCACCCUGCUCCUCUAAUGUCCUGCUGCACAUCAGCCAAUGAAUGGCAUGGGUACGAACCGUGAAGUGGGUGAUAUGGUCAAACAUUCCAGAGGCUUGUAUACUGAACAUUAGUAAUAGUUCUUUGACUUGUUUCGGCCCGGAGGUUUCCCAUAACUGCCCAUGUCUGCGUACACUAAUACUGCUCCAUGCACUGCCAGACACUCAGCCUCUGAAUCAUAUCCGGGAAUUAUUAACCAGGCUGACGCCAUAUAGAGCAGCAAUCAUGGGUGCAUUCUAAUUCACCCUAGAAUGACACCAAUAUAAACAUGCACCCUCUAACUAACUGCUCAUCUGACUCACUAUUAUUGUUUUCAUUUUUUCGUGCACAGAUGAUAUAAUUAUGGGUAUCGGACCUACCGGUUCUAUAAAAUUGGAACGUAAUGAUGUUCACGAUAUUGAAGGCUUUAGAAUACAUGUAGGUAACACAAUGGCUGUGGAAUAGGAACAUGAACCCAGGAGAGAGAGAGGCCUGAAUGGCCUGUGGCCAAUGUUGUUGUUGUUGUUGAA